AACCUUCUUUCAUUUCUGGUAUAAAAUGCAAAAUCACCUUCUCCUACUGAUCCUCAUUAAGAUAUCGAUCGAUCACCCUCUUUCAUAAUAUUCCCAGCUGGUCCCCCAAAAAUCAAUCAAAUGGCGGCGAAACGAUUUUUUGAUGAUUCUGAUCAAGACAACAAUAAUAAGCCACCAGGCGAUAAACGGAUGAGAACUACACCAAGACCUUCUUUUGCUUCGGUAAUAGGAGAAGUGGUGAUGGUGAAAAACUUGCAGAACCUUUUCUCAGGCUUGGAGCCCUUGCUUAGAAGAGUGGUGAAUGAAGAGAUGGAGAGAGUGAUGAGGCAUUUUAGUGUGCCACGUUCAAUAUUAAGUAGGUCCCCUUCGUUGAGGAUAGAAGCAGCAUCAAUGGAGCAAGAAUCAAAGUAUGAACUGGUGUUCAGCAAGAAGCUAUCGGUCCCUAUAUUCACGGGAAGCAGAAUAGUGGACAUAGAUGGGAAUUCCAUCCACGUGAUUCUGGUUGACAAAAGUGGCGGUGAAGUAGUAGCGGUUCCCACUAGUCUGGGCCACCCGAUAAAGCUAGAGAUAGUGGUGCUUGAUGGGGAUUUUCCAGCUCCCAACAACAACAAGGAAGAAUAUUCAUGGACGAGUGAGGAGUUCAACAACCACAUAGUGAAGGAGAGAACUGGGAAGAGGCCAUUGCUCACUGGAGAAUUGAAUCUCACCAUGAGAGAUGGGAUUGCACUAAUUGAAGAGAUUGAGUUCACUGAUAACUCUAGUUGGAUACGAAGCAGGAAGUUCAGAGUUGCAGUUAGGGUGGCUCCUGGGAGUAAUCAAACUGUUCGAAUUCGUGAAGGAAUCACUGAGCCAUUUGUUGUUAAGGAUCACCGUGGUGAAUUGUACAAGAAACAUCACCCACCUAUGCUCAACGACGAAGUGUGGCGCCUAGAGAAGAUUGGUAAAGACGGAGCUUUCCACAAAAAAUUGUCCAAAGAGGGGAUAAACAGCGUUCAAGACUUCCUCAAGUUAUACUUUGUUGAUUUCCAUAGGCUCAAAAAGAUUUUGGGCGUUGGGAUGUCAGAUAAAAUGUGGGAUGUGACAAUCAAGCAUGCAAAGACUUGCGAGAAGGGCAACAAAUACUACGCGUACCGUGGGCAUAAUUUUACCGUCUUUCUGAAUUCCAUAUGCCAGUUGGUUAGAGCUGAUAUCAACGGCCAAACUUUUCCUGGCAGAGAGCUAAGCAACAUGACUAGGAGCUAUAUGGAAAAAUUGGUGAGAGAAGCAUAUGCUAGAUGGAAUGACUUGGAAGAAAUUGAUGCGGCUCUGUUAACCCAAGGUGAAACCUUGGAGGAAUUUCCAAACAAUCAUCAGGCAUCACUAAUAGCAUAUGAUCAGAAUGACUACUUUGGUGAUAAAUCUGCCGAAGUUGGUAACUAUGUACCAACCCAUAAUGCACAAAUGGGAUGCAGCGACUGGCAAGUGAAUGGAACAUUUGGCACAACAUCAUUCGUGAAUGGCGGCAUACCUUACAGCUUCUCAGAUUCACAAUCGGACAGUGACAUAACCCCCUCAGUUGAUGCUGCCGCAAGGUGGCAUUAGGAAAAUUAUUUAGUACUUUGACUUUCAGCUGUAAAUACGAAUUAACAGUUGAAGAAUCAAAUUAGGUUCAGUGACUUAGUGUGUGAAGUCUUGUUGGCCCAUUACAUAAACUGUGUCCAGCCUGCCUUGGCUUAUAUUGGGCUUUCUUUUCUUUCUGGUUAGGCGUAGUUUAUUAUGAGGCCCAUUUCAAGGAUAUGUGCAAAGAUGAGGCCUGGCUCUUCUGCAAAAUAUGCAACCUGCCUUUGCUGGGCUAAUGUUGCUAUGUUUUAUAAUUUCAGCUAUCACGAAACAGAAUGAUGCUUUAUAAAUAGUGAUAAGAUAAAUGAUGCAAUCCUUUGAUUAUACUGUAUGCAUUUUUUGUUUAUGAUUUGAUUUAA
Glycine soja is the source of this 1958-nucleotide messenger RNA. RefSeq names its product protein SAR DEFICIENT 1-like. Lineage: Eukaryota; Viridiplantae; Streptophyta; Magnoliopsida; Fabales; Fabaceae. The coding region runs from base 121 to 1581 and encodes 486 amino acids. Gene Ontology annotation, cellular component: nucleus. The record is from RefSeq and is a predicted model, not a curated record. Gene Ontology annotation, molecular function: sequence-specific DNA binding; DNA-binding transcription factor activity; calmodulin binding. The transcript has 7 exons. Gene Ontology annotation, biological process: regulation of salicylic acid biosynthetic process.